AUGGCUGUCCCUCGUCGCCCCGUCGUGUCGCUUCAACAACAACAGCAGCAGCAUCGACAUAUCAUCAGCAGCAUCACCAGCAUCAACAGCAGCAUCAGCAGCAUCGACAUUAUCAUUACCAGCAGCAUUACCAUCGGUAGAACCAGCAGCGGCAUUAGCCGCAGCAGCAUCUUCAGGAGCAGCAGCAGCAGCAGCAAGCAUCACCCGCAUCAGCAUCAUCAUCAUCAGCAUCUUCAUCAUCAGCAGAAUCAGAGACCCACAAACUCGCAUGCCCAUCACUCCACCCCCAUCACCCCCCCCAUCACUCCACCC
Molecule: messenger RNA, 312 nt
Organism: Petromyzon marinus (sea lamprey)
Lineage: Eukaryota; Metazoa; Chordata; Hyperoartia; Petromyzontiformes; Petromyzontidae
Source: RefSeq, a predicted model, not a curated record